AUGCUCGAAAGCUUCGCACCAACUGUCCUUGAAGAUCAACCGCGUUUCGACAAUGCCAGUGCCUCAGUGAUCUGGGAGCAUUUCCAAAAAUGGGUGUCCACUGCGCCACAGGAGGAACAGGGAAUCCCAUCUGAGGAAGCGGUGUUCAAAAGUUCAGGGAGGUAUAAGUUCUGCCUCAUGGUUAAUGAGGAGGCGUUGCAGUCAGUUCUGAAUGCUCCACCCCCAGAGGACAUCAAUGACUCUGGUUAUGUUAUUCUUGUCAAUGGGCAGUGGGAGCCGGAAGUUUUAACUGAGGACGAAUUAGCAGCGUACGAUUCCCCACCUGAUGAGGAUUUUUACGAUCCGAUUGAGGGAUCUACUCUCAGGGACGUUGGAUGGAUGAAAAUGUUCUAUGAUCAAGCUGUCAUAAACAGUUUUGUUAAUAUGGGGGACAGGUUUGACUGGGAUAGGGAGUAUCGCCGCCCUCCCAUUAUUGGGUUCAAGUUUUAA
This is a messenger RNA of Aspergillus pseudoviridinutans, 489 nucleotides long. RefSeq lists its product as uncharacterized. Lineage: Eukaryota; Fungi; Ascomycota; Eurotiomycetes; Eurotiales; Aspergillaceae. The record is from RefSeq and is a predicted model, not a curated record. Bases 1 to 489 code for a protein of 162 amino acids. The transcript has a single exon.